This is a messenger RNA of Symbiodinium natans, 2979 nucleotides long. The record is from the annotation of a GenBank genome assembly. NCBI's taxonomy places the organism in Eukaryota, Dinophyceae, Suessiales, Symbiodiniaceae.
AUGGCCGCAGGGCCGCUGCGGCUCUUUGUGCGCGAUGCGCGGGGGCAGGAGCCAGUGCCACGACUUGUGGCAGCUCUGCCCCGCGGUGGUUUGUCAGUGGGCAGGCUCGCGGAGCGGCUACGGUCGCUUUUGGGCGAGCAGGUAUGGGCGCAAGGUCCUGUGGAACUUCGACAGCCCCCCCUUUGCCGGCGCAGCGACGCAAGUCUGGGUAUGAAUGUGUUCCAGGGAUCCCUCCAGUUGGCCCUCGACGGGGAGCCGCUGCAUUCGGCAGCCCUAGCACGCUCCGUGCUCCACGACGGGGCCGUAGUUGACGUUGUUGCAGACUCCGUCCACGGGGCCUUGCACAGUGAGGAGGCCGUGGAGCCGGCGCAAUCCUCGGCGCCUGCUGAGAGGCCGCCCAAGGCUGCGGCGAGCGCCCCAGCACGCCGGGCGCGCCUCGAUUUCCUGACGCCCGCAUUGCGGCAGCAGCUCUUUGAGCCACCACCACCACGACCGCCUCCGGCCGCCGAGGCGAAGGCCCCAGAAUUGCUGGAGCCAAGCCGGUUGGAGGAGGAGCCCCGUGAAAAGGUUGGCCUCCGCCUUGUCCCAGACCGCGCGCCCGCGGAGCUUCGCUGGCGCCCGGCCGUGGUGGACGAAGUGCGAAGGAGCUUCGCCGCACACCUUCCCCAGGCCUUGGGCCCAAAAGAUGCGGAUCGCUUCCUCGCUGCAGCGGUGCGCGAGGUGGACUGGCAGCAGCCGGAAGGCCGAUGGGGCCCCAUUCCCCGCAAGACCGCUUGGCUCACGGCUGGUGGCUGCCGCUGCCGUUAUGGCUAUGGUGGCUUGAGGAUAGGGUCCGAGCCCUUCCCGGCAUGGCUCAAGGAGGUCACAGCUCUCUGCAUGCCCCUCUGCGGCCUCCCCGACGAGAAGGACUGGCCCGACAGCUGCAACUUGAACCUCUAUGAGGAUGGCGACCACUCGGUCGGCUGGCACGCUGAUGACGAGUUCCUCUUCCAAGGCAAGUUUACCGACUGCCUCAUCAUCUCCCUGUCCUUGGGCGCGACCCGGUGGUUCGAGCUCAAGACUGCCGCGGAGCCCUUCGAGAUGCACCGUCUGCUGCUGCGGUCAGGCGACCUCUGCACCAUGGAGGGCCUGAUGCAGAAGCACUACCUCCACCGCGUACCCAAGGAGCGCCACUACUGCGAGCCGCGCGUCAACUUGACCUGGCGCUGGAUCGCCAGCCACGAGCCGCGCUGCGGCCUGCAGCCCACGGUGGACAUGAGGAAGCGGCACCCGGCCGGUGACGCGGGAGAUCAAGGCCCUCGUGCGAAGCGGCCAAAGACUGAGGCGCCGCAAGCCGCGGCGCCCCGCCGCAAACGCCCCUCACGGCCUGUGGAGAUGGAACGGGACAAGGUCCUGGCCAUGCCCGCGGAGGUGCGGGCAAGGUGGCUCGCCGACGCCAUGAAAGCUGUGGCGGCGAGCGAGCUGGAUCCUUCCAGCGUUUUCCCCCUUGCUGCGGAUCCCGAGUUCGCUGCGGGGGUGAAUGAAGCCCUCGGUGCCCGUAUGUUCCGCGUGCUGCGCGGCAACUCGCGGCUUUUUUCUGAGGAGCAGGCGCGCGUGCUGCAGGAAGAAUGUGCAGUUGCCCAGCGUUUCGCAAGCGCAGCGCAAACGACGGGGACGAAGACUGAGGGAGGGAGUGACUCCAUCCCUGGGACUGCAGAGGCUUCGCAAAGAACCCAGGAAGACCAGAUGAACCUUCGACUGAAGGAGUUGGAAGACAUGAAGGACUCGGGAGAACAGCAGCGGCGCUGCGCUUUGUUCGCCAACCUGGUCGGUCCCUUGUUGCCCAUUGUGGCCCGAGCACUUCAUCCAGACGGCAUCGACUUCCUGGAGGAGGGUCUGGAGAUGCUGACGUAUCUCACAUCCUUCUGCAGCACGCCCAUCCCCACAGCGCUGUGGGGUCCGUUUCCGCGGCUGUACCAAGCCGUCUGUGGCAAGUCCACGGCCUCGCUGCAGCUGCCAGAGGUCUUAGAGGGUGGCUGGGCGCCUGACUUCAUGACCAACAUCCUCGAGCCGAUGUUGAACUACGUCGCUCGAGGCCCCGUGGAGGUGAUCUUCUCGGGCACUUGGUCCGAGGGUAACAUGACCUACGCCGACAUGGUUUUCAACAUGGUCAAGAAGGUCUUGCAUAUGCCGGGCGUCGGCUCCGAGAAGGAUGCCGCGGCUGCCACAGAGUUGGCCACAGCCCUCUUUGCGCACGCAGCGCCUCCAGUUGCGGACGCCUGGCUCCCGGCUUAUUUCGCCGAGUUCUGGAAGCGCGUGUCCGAAGUGGAGACCCGCGACCUCCGGCAAGCGCUGCUCGUCGCUUUUGCGACGCAGAUGUGGUACAACACCGAACUCUUCCUGCGCUGCACAGAGCAGUCGGGAGUCACUGCCCAGCUUUUCGAGGUCUGGAUGAACAAGAUUGGCUCCCUCAAGCGCCUCAGGCACCGCAAGGUUGCCCUGCUGGGCUUGGUGCAGCUCCUGCGUAUGGGCUGCGCGCAGGCGCUGCCGGCCAACCUCGCCCAGGGACUGCCCCACCUUGUCUGCACGCUGGCAGUCCAGAGCAAGGAGACCCUCCGACUCAGACACAAGGCAGCGAGCCGACCGGACGAGGAAGAGGACACGGACAGCGAGGAUGGCACAGCGGAUCAAGGCCAAGUGGAUCAGGUGCUGCGCAAGUUGCAAAUGGCGUCUGAGAAUGAUGACGACAAUGAGGAUAAUGACUCCGAGGCCCUCAGCGACGAGGGUUUCGAUGGCAUGGUGCACGCAGCGGGCGGCAAGCUCGUGGAUCUGAACGCCCAGCGGCUGAGCCGUCUGGACAGGAUCGACGAGCUUGCAGCUCUGCGCGAGGUGCUGCAGCAGGCAUCACCGGACAUGCAACGGCAGUUUGAGGCAUGGGUGGGAGGCAGCCUCCACGAAUGGAUUGCCACCCUGACCACUGAAACCGCCCGGAGCAAGUGA